This is a messenger RNA of Penaeus indicus, 1596 nucleotides long. RefSeq lists its product as uncharacterized. Gene Ontology annotation, molecular function: peptidase inhibitor activity. The transcript has 4 exons. NCBI's taxonomy places the organism in Eukaryota, Metazoa, Arthropoda, Malacostraca, Decapoda, Penaeidae. The coding region runs from base 1 to 1596 and encodes 531 amino acids. Gene Ontology annotation, cellular component: extracellular region. The record is from RefSeq and is a predicted model, not a curated record.
AUGUCAGAGGACCGCGGGUCAGCCGGCGAGGAGGUCCUCAGUUCCCUUUUAGCUGCAGACUUUAUUUGUCUGCGUGUUCACUUGGUGCUGUUUGCUCUGUUGAGUGUGGCGUUGGGAAAGAAGGCCGGAAGCACUCGGAUCUACAGUGGCUGGAAAGGUCCUAGUUCAUCAGGCUCUUCAGGUGGAAACACUGGGUCCACAGGUUCCAGUGGGGGCUUUAGUUCGUCGAAUUCCGGGAGCGGGUUUGUCUCAGGCUCGCGUCCAGUGGCCGGAGGCUUUGGAUCAGGGAGUCUCGGGUCUGGGAGCGCCGGGACUCUCACUUCUGCAGGGGCUUCUGCUGCUUAUUCAGGGGGACUUGGAGGCUUUGGAACUGCGGGAUCGGCUUCAGGGAGCUUCACUUCUUCAGGAACAAACUCAGGGGGCUUCGCGUCUAGUGGGUCUGCGGCAGCGAGCUUCGCGAGCGGAGGAUCAGGAGGAUUCGGGACGGCGGGAUCAGCCUCAGGAAGCUUCGUUUCAGGAGGCCAUGGGGCUGCUUCUGCAGGAUCUGGGUCUGCAGCGUUAGCGUCUGGGGGGUCGGGGGCAGGAGGAUUUGCGGCCUCAGGAUCUGCCUCCGGAGGAUUCGCAUCUGGAGGAGCUGGAUUCGGAGGAUAUGGGUCAGGAGGAUCUGGCUCAGGAGGAUUCGGGUCAGGGGGAUCUGGCUCAGGAGGGUUCGGGUCAGGAGGAUCUGGCUCAGGAGGGUUCGGGUCAGGGGGAUCUAACGCUGGAGGAUUCGGAUCAGGGGGAUCUGGCACUGGAGGAUUCGGGUCAUUGGGAUCUGGCACUGGAGGAUUUGGGUCAUUGGGAUCUGGCACUGGAGGAUUCGGGUCAGGAGGAUCUAACACCGGAGGAUUCGGGUCAGGAGGAUCUAACACCGAAGGAUUCGGGUCAGGAGGAUUCGGUUCUGGAGGCCAUGGUUCGGGAAAUUUCGGGUCAGGAAACUUUGGCUCUGGAGGUUCUGGAUCUGGUGGCUUCGGGUCUGGAGGUUCUGGAUCUGGUGGCUUCGGGUCUGGAGGUUCUGGUGGCCAUGCUUCUGGAGGUUUCGGUGCAGGAGGAGCUACUUCAGGAAACUAUGUGUCUGGGGGGCACGGUUCUGGAAAUUCCGGGUCAGGUGGAUCCUCUUCAGGAAGCUUUGGAGCUGGAGGUUCUGGUUCAGGAAAUUUUGGAUCUGGGGGUUCUGGAGGCCAUGCUUCUGGAAAUUUCGGAUCUGGAGGGUCUUCGUCAGGAGGUUUUGGCUCUGGAGGAUCGGCUUCAGGAAACUUUGGUUACGGAACACACGCAAACCUUGUUGCUGGCGGAUCUUCACCGGGGGCCUCCUCCUGCCGGUACUGGUGCAAGAACUCUUCCAACCAACUGUACUGCUGUGAGAACUCAGGGCAAGGAGCGAGUAAUGUGCAAGUGCACGCGGGAAGAUGUCCGGCCGUGCGUCCACAGUGCCCCGAUGCGCGCCAUCUUCCGCCCAAGACUUGCAGCAACGAUGGAUCUUGCAACUCGCAAGACAAGUGUUGCUUCGACAACUGCAUUCAAUUGCAUGUGUGCAAACCUGCCCUGAAAUGGUAA